AUGGUUUCGAGUACUGCAGCUGAGGCGACCGAUUCGGUCAUGCAAGAAUACCUCCAGUCACUGCCCCAGAUGCACAUGGAGCCGCUCUGGGCGCGUAUGAACGACAUGGUGCCUCCCUCGCCAAACCCGGCGUGCCAGCCGCAUCUCUGGUGCUACGACGACUGCCUCCCCUUCCUCUCCCAAGCGGGCAGUCUUGUUACGGAGCAGAUGGCGGAGAGGAGGGUGUUGAUGCUCGUGAACCCUUCGAUGAAGGCUCCGCACACCACUGACACACUCUACGGUGGUCUGCAGUGGGUAAAUCCAGGCGAAGUCGCGCCUGCUCAUCGUCAUAUCGCCUAUGCCGCGCGCUUCAUCAUCGGCGGGAAUGGCUUCACUGCCGUCGAGGGCAAGAAGAUGCCGCUGCAGCGCGGGGACGUGGUGGUCACACCCACAUGGCAUUGGCACGACCAUGGUAACGAGAGCAGUGAGCCCGUGGUGUGGCUGGACGUCUUGAAUCUCCCUCUAUUCACCUAUCUACCCGUCAACUUCGCCGAGGGCUACGAAAAGGAUCGAUACCCCAGUGUUGAGGACGCAGGUGCAGACUGGCGCCAUCCAUGGCACAAGACGCAAGCGGCUCUGGAUGACACUACCGAGUCGUACUCCAUCUUCCACUACCGGGACUCCAAGGGCCGGCCUCUAUCCACCACCAUCGGGGUGCAGGCGGAGCGCCUGGGUCCAUCCUCCAUCUCAAAGCCUUCACAGGAUGUGAGCUCGUUCCUGUACCACUGCUACAAGGGACAGGGCCACACUAUUGUCACCCCCCCAAAGGGUGAGAAGCUGGUUCUCCACUGGCGCGGGCGCGAUACAUUUGCUGUACCUGCUUGGUCGAAAGUGCAGCAUUUCAAUGAGUCGAUGACAGAGCCGGCGUAUCUGGUGGGCUUUCAUGAUGGCCCUUUCAUCGAUAACUUGGGGCUGCGAGCUAGUCCACCUGCCGCUUAA
Molecule: messenger RNA, 978 nt
Organism: Cordyceps militaris CM01
Lineage: Eukaryota; Fungi; Ascomycota; Sordariomycetes; Hypocreales; Cordycipitaceae
Product: gentisate 1,2-dioxygenase, putative
Exons: 3
Coding region: 1-978 (325 amino acids)
Molecular function (GO): dioxygenase activity
Source: RefSeq, a predicted model, not a curated record